Messenger RNA from Drosophila persimilis, 1014 nucleotides. It is a transcript of the gene png, whose product is annotated as aurora kinase A. Bases 41 to 904 code for a protein of 287 amino acids. The record is from RefSeq and is a predicted model, not a curated record. Gene Ontology annotation, cellular component: cytoplasm. Gene Ontology annotation, biological process: protein phosphorylation. Gene Ontology annotation, molecular function: protein serine/threonine kinase activity; ATP binding. Lineage: Eukaryota; Metazoa; Arthropoda; Insecta; Diptera; Drosophilidae. The transcript is spliced from 2 exons.
AAAACUAUUUGCAAUAUUUGGUAAUUGCCAGCCUUUAAAAAUGAAUUUGGGCGAUCCCAUGUUGAGAGCCGUGCGCGUGCUCGGCCAGGGCACAUUCGGCCGCGUCUUCCUGUGCCUGCAGCACGAGGGCAGUCGCCAGCAGCGUCAAGUAUGCGUGAAGCGCAUCAUCGUGCGCAAUCCAAAGACGGAGCUGAGUCUGAUCAAGGAGGAGAUCUACAUCAUCUCGCAGUUGCGACAUCCCAACAUCGUCGAGUUUAUUCGCUCCUUCAACCACUCGGGCACCGUCAACAUCGUGAUGGAAUACGCGCCCAACGGGACCCUGCGGGACGUGAUUCAACACACGGCCAAUCUGCCGCAUGAGCGCCUGUUGCGCUACUUCGGCGACAUGGUGAUUGGUCUGGAGUACCUGCACAUACGCAACGUGAUCCACCGUGAUAUCAAGCCGGAAAACAUGCUCCUCGACGCUGGCGACCGGGUGAAGAUCGCCGACUUUGGAAUAUCCAAUGUCCAUGCCCCCAGCAAGCAGCACCUAGCGGGCGUAGGCACCCCCUUGUACAUGGCCCCGGAGGUGAUGUCCGGUAAUGGAAAGGUUGAUUAUAAGUCUGACAUCUGGUCGUUGGGGCUGGUUCUCUACGAGCUGUGCGUAGGCCGCAGCCCCUUUGUCGCGCUCAUCGAUCCCGGAGCCACGCCCCAGCAGGUGCAUACCGUGGUGGUCACGUUGACGCGGCCCAAACUAGACUGCCAGCUUAUACGGCGCCUCCACAACUCCACCUGGUCCCGUAUUUGCGAAUUGAUGGUGGUCUACGAACAGGAGCGCCGCAUCUGUGUGCCCGAUAUCUUCCGGCUGGAUCCCUGCAUCACUUCCUUCCUCUACAAGCAGUAUUUCAAUUACAACUACAACUAAUUUAUGAUCCCCCAGCGAAAAGAAGACCUUUUUUGUACGCGUAUUAUGUUUAGCAUUUACUUUUCUAACUUAAUAAUUUACAUUAAGCAAAUACACAGUAAUCCCCUAGA